Molecule: messenger RNA, 984 nt
Organism: Suillus paluster
Lineage: Eukaryota; Fungi; Basidiomycota; Agaricomycetes; Boletales; Suillaceae
Product: putative methyltransferase-domain-containing protein
Exons: 3
Coding region: 1-984 (327 amino acids)
Biological process (GO): peptidyl-lysine methylation
Cellular component (GO): cytoplasm
Molecular function (GO): protein-lysine N-methyltransferase activity
Source: RefSeq, a predicted model, not a curated record
AUGACCGAGGUGCGCGACCAUGUCAAUUUCCCAGAAAAACUUGCGAUCAGUCCUUUGCUUCCACACGAGACUUACUUUACGCACGUCUUUUUGGAUGAACAACAACUUGUCUUUGGUGCUGAUGCACAGCGAGAAGCGAUCGAGACCUACGGGAUCGCAGGUCGCGUUUGGGAAGCAGCAUACUUGAUGACCAGCUACAUCGACCAUUUCUCUACUUGGGAGUUCGAUCCGCCCUUGGUCGAUAAACAAUUAUCUGGGCGCAAACGAGUUUUUCUUGAACUUGGUUCUGGCACGGGCAUUGUUGCGGCGAAGAUAGCUCAAGCAACUGUUUUGUCCAGACAAGAUCUAGUCAUAGCGACUGAUCUACCUGAAGUUUGCCCGCUUUUGGAGAAGAAUCUUUUCGUCACGCCAAAGGGAGAUUCAGCAGAUACACAGGUUACUCUAGUACGACCUCUUUCGUGGGGGAACUAUGAUCAUGCCAUCAAUAUCGCACGAGAAAUUAAGCGCGUCAAUGAUCCAAGCGGGCGUGAGCACGCCUGUAUCACACACAUCAUCUGCAGUGACCUUGUAUAUUUGCCGGAGCUUCUGGCGCCGCUUCUACGCACCCUCCUCCAUCUGACCUCUCCUCCUAUCUCCACCUUCGAGUCCCAACCACAAGUUAUCAUAUCAUACAAAAUUCGGAGUCUUCCUAAAGAGACUUCAUUCUGGUCGGCAUUUGGCCUGUGGUUCUGGUUUGAGCCUGUCAUUGCACGGAAGCUUGAUGCAAACAACUCGCUUUCCGAGUGGCAGCGAUUCGGAUUUGAUACAGGGGAUGAUGGCGAUCAGACAUUCAUCUUCGUGGCACGUAGACGUCCUGAAUCACUAAACUGGAUAAUCCCAUCGGGGGAUACUGAUCUACUCGGAGGCGUCGGCGCAAAGGGGACGAGUGGCAAAAAGAGUGACGAAACAUUCGAAACCUUACUCCUCAUGGGACUCGGAGAGUGA